Messenger RNA from Cajanus cajan (pigeon pea), 1574 nucleotides. The record is from RefSeq and is a predicted model, not a curated record. Lineage: Eukaryota; Viridiplantae; Streptophyta; Magnoliopsida; Fabales; Fabaceae.
GUAUUAUUUAGAUAUGUCUAAUGCAGGGAUUUUAGAUUCUAUCCCCACUUGGUUUUGGGGAACAUUCUCUCAAGCUUCUUACGUAAACCUUUCUCAUAAUCAUAUCCACAGUAAGCUUGUGACUACAAUAAGGAAUCCAUUAUCAACCAAAAUUGUUGAUCUAAGCACAAAUCAUUUAUGUGGUAAAUUGCCUUACCUAUCAAGGAAUGUCAAAUGGUUGGAUAUUUCAAGUAAUUCAUUCUCUGGACCCAUGAAUGAUUUCUUAUGUAACAAACAAUUCGAACAAUUUGGAUUAAAUCUUCUCAAUCUUGCAUCAAAUAAUUUGUCAGGGAAAAUACCUGAUUGUUGGAUAAAAUGGCCAAAUUUGAUGGAUGUAAAUUUACAAAGCAACAAUUUUGUUGGGAACUUACCCCCAUCCAUGGGCUCUUUAGCCAUAUUAAAGUCUUGCAACAUUCGUAACAACUCACUCUCAGGAACAUUUCCUGUUUUUUUGAAGAAUAAUAAUGAACUGAUAUCCUUGGACCUUGGGAAAAAUAACUAUUCAGGUGAAAUUCCAACAUGGAUUGGAGAAAGGCUUUUAAAUAUUAAAAUUCUCCGCCUUCGAUCAAACAAAUUUUCAGGUCAUAUUCCAAAUGAAAUAUGUGACAUGAUUUUUCUUCAGGAUUUGGACCUUGCACAAAAUAGUUUGUCUGGAAAUAUACCAAGUUGUUUCAACCACAUAAGUGCCAUGUUUCAAAAGAACAAAAGUACAGAUUUAUUCAUAUAUUCUGAAGAGGACUUCUAUAUGGGACAUAGUAGUGCAAUCAGUAUAUUUUUAGGGAUAAAAAGAAGUGUUUUAGAGUACAAAAGUAUUCUUGGCUUGGUAACAAAUAUUGAUCUUUCUAAUAAUAAUUUAUCCGGAGGGAUACCUACAGAAAUCACAUAUCUAGAUGGUUUGAUUUAUUUAAAAUUGUCCAAGAAUCAAUUGACUGGCCAAAUUCCACCUAGUGCUGGCAACAUGAGAUCAUUAGAAUCCAUGGAUAUCUCAAAGAAUCAACUUUCGGGAGAAAUCCCUCCAACCAUAGCAAACUUGAGCUUUCUCAACGAGCUAGACGUGUCUUAUAAUCAUUUGAAGGGUCAAAUUCCAACAGGCACUCAGAUUCAAAGCUUUGAAGCAUCCAAUUUUGUUGGCAAUAAUUUGUGCGGUCCUCCUUUACCUAUUAAUUGCAGUUUCAAUAAGCAAAUUUCUAGUGUUAAACGCAUUAGAACUGAGGAUGAUGGGCAUGAAGUGAAUUGGUUCUUUGUGAGUAUGACACUUGGAUUUGUUGUGGUAUUUUGUAUCGUUGUUGCACCUUUGUUCAUUUAUAAAUCAUGGAGAUAUGUCUAUUUCUAUUUCCUUGAUGACAUGUUGUACAAAAUGCAAUCAUACUGGUGAUAGUUGGUUUUGUAAUGUAAUAUUGCUAUUGGUAUUUUAUAUGUUGUUGGAAGUAAAAUUGUAAAAGAAUUUCAACUUUGUGAGCAACUUCUUCUUAUUUUAGACUUCAUCUAUAUAGUAUGUUGAUUCAACAAUUUAAUUGAAGUGGCUACAUUUCUUA